AUGUCUGUAAAGAGGGAGAGUGAAUCACCAGAAAUUGUGAUGCAUGCUGAUAUCAACGAAAUAAAUAAGAAAAUGGAUGAAAUCCUGAACGGACAGUAUGGGGUGUUAGAUAGAAAGCUGGAACGCAGGAGCUCCAGGGCAGUUGUAUCUGCACUACUGCCUGCCCAGGCGCAACGAUCGACCAUCACUCCCCGGGAGAUCCAGACGGCCGUGUGCCUGCUGCUGCCCGGGGAACUGGCGAAGCACGCUGUGUCGGAAGGGACCAAAGCAGUGACCAAGUACACUAGUUCCAAGUGA
Hypanus sabinus (Atlantic stingray) is the source of this 297-nucleotide messenger RNA. RefSeq names its product histone H2B-like. The record is from RefSeq and is a predicted model, not a curated record. Lineage: Eukaryota; Metazoa; Chordata; Chondrichthyes; Myliobatiformes; Dasyatidae. The transcript has 2 exons. Gene Ontology annotation, cellular component: nucleosome. Gene Ontology annotation, molecular function: DNA binding; protein heterodimerization activity; structural constituent of chromatin. Bases 1 to 297 code for a protein of 98 amino acids.